AUAAUGGUUGGAGGAAGAAAUAGUACAACAGUCACCAAAUUCAUCCUUUUGGGAUUCUCAGAUUUCCCCAAGUUCAAGAUUGUUCUCUUUACAGUAUUCCUGGGAAUUUACUUCUUGACGGUCACCUGGAAUCUGGGUCUUAUCAUCCUCAUUAGGAUGGACUCCUGCCUACAUACACCCAUGUACUUUUUCCUCAGCAAUCUUUCCUUCUUAGAUUUCUGCUAUGUUACCUCCACAACUCCCAAGAUGCUCUCAGACUUCUUUAAGAAGCCUAAAUCCAUCUCCUUUAUGGGAUGUACCAUGCAGUACUUCUUCUUCUCUAGCCUGGGUCUGACUGAGUGCUGUCUCCUGGCAGCCAUGGCUUAUGAUAGAUACGCUGCCAUUUGUAACCCUCUGCUGUACACAGCCAUCAUGUCUCCCUCCCUCUGUGUGCAGAUGGUGGCUGGAGCCUACAUAACUGGUAUCUUUGGUUCAUUGAUCCAACUAUGUGCCUUACUGAAGCUCGAUUUCUGUGGACCAAAUGUCAUCAACCACUUCUUCUGUGACCUGCCUCAAUUAUUAGUUUUAUCCUGUUCUGAAACUUUUUUCCUACAAGUCAUGAAAUUUGUAAUAGCAGUGAUAUUUGGUGUAAUAUCUGUGUUAGUUAUUGUGAUAUCCUAUGGUUAUAUUGCUGCCACCAUCUUGAAGAUCAGCUCAGUUGAAGGCAGGUCCAAGGCCUUUAACACUUGUGCUUCUCACCUAUCAGCAGUGUCUUUCUUUUUUGGAUCAGGCCUCUUUGUCUAUAUGCGUCCCAAUUCUGGUAAUUCUUUGGGUUAUGACAGGAUGGCAUCAGUGUUCUAUACAGUGGUGAUUCCCAUGCUGAACCCUUUGAUUUACAGCCUGAGGAACAAAGAAAUCAAAGAUGCCCUUAAGAGGUAUAAAAAUAAGAGACUGCUUCAUGACAGCUAUGAACCCCUUAUCUCACGGAUGAGAGUUGAAGCUCAGCUCCCAUUUGCUGAAGGUGACCCAGCAAACAAACAGCAAAUGAGGGACCAGACAUGCACCUUCACCAGUGUCAAGUCAUCCGAGAGUGAUAGAGACCUAAUAACCCUCUUUGCAGAUUUUAUUAUGUUUCGGUGUGAAACUACUCCAUCCAAACUUUGCAGCUCUAUCCUGGUGAAACAUUUAUCUUUCAAAAAUCUCUUUGUGGAGAAGCUGCUCUAUUCAAUUCAGGAAACAGUUGCUGAGCAUUUAUUUGAUGAUGGGCACUCUGAUAGGUGUUGA
This is a messenger RNA of Tupaia belangeri chinensis (Chinese tree shrew), 1263 nucleotides long. RefSeq names its product olfactory receptor 1440. The coding region runs from base 4 to 1263 and encodes 419 amino acids. The transcript is spliced from 3 exons. Gene Ontology annotation, molecular function: olfactory receptor activity; G protein-coupled receptor activity. NCBI's taxonomy places the organism in Eukaryota, Metazoa, Chordata, Mammalia, Scandentia, Tupaiidae. The record is from RefSeq and is a predicted model, not a curated record. Gene Ontology annotation, biological process: G protein-coupled receptor signaling pathway. Gene Ontology annotation, cellular component: membrane.